Triticum urartu is the source of this 2623-nucleotide messenger RNA. Lineage: Eukaryota; Viridiplantae; Streptophyta; Magnoliopsida; Poales; Poaceae. The record is from RefSeq and is a predicted model, not a curated record.
AAGAAUCAAACACUCCAUACUCCAAACUUGUAAACAUAUACGUAUAUGCUUUGUUGGUCUCGUCUCUGCCCUGCAGCCGAAGGCGUAGCUCUUAUUCCUGCCAGGAAAGAAAAGGAAAUCCCCCAGAUCGAUCUAAUUCGACCAGCGCACGUACCACUAGCUGCCCAGCUAUGAAGGUUACUGCUAAGACCCGACAGUUGCUUCUCUUGGUGUUGGUGGCUUGCACUGCACAUGCCGCCAUCUGCAGCUCCUCCUCCUUGCAUGGAAACGAGACAGAUCGACUAUCACUGCUGGGAUUCAAAAAUGCAAUCAGUCUCGAUCCGCAGCAAGUCUUCAUGUCCUGGAAUGAUAGCACACACUUCUGCAACUGGGAAGGUGUCUUGUGCAGGACAAAGAAGACUCUACCACAUCGUGUCACUUCUCUAAACCUUACAAGCCGAGGUUUGGUAGGAGUAGGACACAUCUCUCCUACACUUGGGAACCUUUCAUUCUUGCACUCUCUAGCCCUGACGGAAAACUCACUUACCGGGGAGAUUCCACCCUCCCUUGGUCACUUGCGCCGCCUCCAAACCUUGCACUUGGAAAAUAACACACUGCAAGGUAGGAUACCGAGUUUUGCAAACUGCUCGAAGCUCAAGGAUCUGCGUUUUUCAUUUAACAAUCUAGUUGGCCAAUUUCCUGCUGAUUUGCCUCCUCGCCUUCAGCUGUUAAAACUUCCAGCUAAUAACCUCACUGGCACCAUCCCAGCUUCUCUUGCCAAUAUCACAACACUAAAAGUGAUUUCCUUUGCAUAUAAUCACUUCAAGGGAAAUAUCCCAAGUGAGUUUGCAGACUUGUCCAGCUUGCAGACCCUGUAUGUUGGUAUCAAUCAGCUCACAGGUAGGUUUCCCCAAGCCAUCUUGAAUCUUUCUACACUUGUCGGCCUUUCCCUUGCUCUCAAUGGUCUAAGUGGGGAGGUACCACCAAAUUUAUGUUCCUCACUUCCCAAUCUCCAGAUACUUCAAUUGGGAGCCAACUUGUUUCGAGGGCACAUUCCUAGUUCACUUGCUAAUGCUUCCAAUCUAAUCUUCAUUGAUUUGAGCCGAAACCACUUCACCGGAUCGGUGCCCAAGAUUGGCAAACUUACCAACCUCGCACAUUUGAAUCUUGAAAGAAAUCAACUCCAAGCACAUAGCAGGGAAGAUUGGGAGUUUUUGGACAGCUUAGGCAACUGUACGGAGCUACAAGUGUUCGGGAUGGGUUGGAAUCGUCUAUCAGGGCAGGUACCAAGUUCAUUAGGCAACCUUUCGAGUCAAAUCCAACGUCUAUACUUGAAUGAAAAUCAACUAUAGGGAGGUUUUCCUCCCGGCAUAGAAAACCAUCGCAACCUGUUUGUUUUAGCAUUGGAGGGGAAUCAUUUUACAGGUGUGCUUCCUGAGUGGAUUGGAAUUCUCAAACCUUUGGAACAAGUUCGUUUGAACACAAACUUCUUUACAGGGAUCAUUCCAUCAUCCUUGUCCAACUUGUCUCAAUUGGGAUUGCUCACUAUAUUCUCGAACCAGUUAACUGGCCAUAUACCACCAAGUUUUGGAAACUUUCCAAUGCUUCAAUAUUUGGACAUUUCCAGCAACAAUCUUGAUGGUAAGAUUCCAAUGGAGAUCUUCAAAAUACCAGCAAUAAAUAUAAUUAAUGUAUCUUUCAAUAACCUCCACGGACAACUUCCUACAAGCAUUGGGAAUGCUAAACAACUCAUAAAUUUUGCGUCUUCAUCAAACAAGCUAUCCGGAGAUAUUCCAAACAGUCUGGGUGAUUGUGAAAGUUUAGAAUACAUUGAAUUAGACUCAAAUAUUUUUAUUGGAAGCAUUCCCACUUCAUUAGGCCACAUAACCAGCCUCAAAGUUUUGAACUGUUCCACCAAUAACUUAACUGGGCCAAUACCAAUAACUCUUGGCAACCUACAAUAUCUUGAGAAAAUAGAUUUGUCAUUCAACAAUCUUAAAGGUGAGGUUCCAACAAAAGGUAUCUUCCGUAAUGCUACUGUUGUGUGGAUUGAUGGAAACAAGGGUCUUUGUGGUGGGGCACUGGAGUUACACAUGCCAGCAUGUUCUAUUAUGCCUUCAAGUUCAACUAGACACAAGAAAUAUUUAGUGCUCGAAGGAGUUAUACUAACAGCCAGUACGGUGUCACUUGCUAUUGUCAUAUUUGGCUUAAUUCUCUGGAGAGGAAAACACAAGAGAGAAUCUAUAUCUUUGCCUUCAUUUUCUACAACAUUUCCCAAAGUUCCUUUCAAUGAUCUAGCGAGAGCAACACAAGAAUUUUCAACAUCCAACUUAAUUGGCAACGGGAGGUAUAGUUCUGUAUACCAAGGAAAACUAUUUGAAGAAGAAAAUGAGGUUGCAGUAAAAGUCUUCAACCUCGAGACAAGAGGAGCACAAAAGAGCUUUUUUGCGGAAUGUAAUGCAUUGAAAAAUCUUCGGCACCGUAAUCUGGUCCCAAUUCGAACUGCAUGCUCAAGUAUUUAUUCUAAUGGUAUUGAUUUCAAGGCCCUAGUGUAUGAGUUCAUGCCACGAGGAGACUAACAUAAACUACUAUAUUCAACUAGAGACUCUGAAGGAUCUUCAAAGUUGAACCUUCUUACAAUGAC